Molecule: messenger RNA, 1559 nt
Organism: Culex quinquefasciatus (southern house mosquito)
Lineage: Eukaryota; Metazoa; Arthropoda; Insecta; Diptera; Culicidae
Exons: 2
Coding region: 841-1212 (123 amino acids)
Source: RefSeq, a predicted model, not a curated record
ACACGCAGAGAAAAAUAAAAUGACAGUUUUCGCAUGAAAAUUCAAUUUUCGAAAUUUUUUACCUCCGUGCACAGUUGCCGACGAACCCAGUGACGUCACAAAGUUUGUUUUUCUUUUAAGUUCAGCGGCAGAAGGGGGAUAAUUAGUUGGUUUUGAGUAAUUGAAGCAUCAUCCACUCAUGACGGGGCAUACGGUUCACCUUAUUGACGAGUUCCGGGACCUGUGCCGAUAGUCCAAUACAAGUUUUGACCGGGUUUGGUCCGGCACGAAGUUGCUGGAACCGCAGCAGGAGGAGGAUGUUGGCGGCGGAAGUGGUUACUUGCCAGGAGACGGUGUUUUUGAGAGGUCAAAAAGGACCGGUGUAGGUUGGGUGCAGUCGUACGAGGGAGAUCGUACUUGGACUCAACUGACCGCAGAAACGGAACUAGUGUAGCACAUGUCGUUCAAAUGUUCCGCCAGAAAUGCUGGUGUUCUGACGCGUCGGACGUUCAACACUACCAGCCUCUGGAAAUAACGGCCAAACGGGACGAAGUGUUCGACGAGGUGGCCUGCGAGCUGGGCAUGCUGGGCUGGGCGACCGACCGGAAAGUGUGGGCCUGACUUCCGGAUGUCACAUUCUUGCAGUCGAUGCGUCUGUUGCCGAUGACACCGGACCGACUGAAAAGUUCAUUGUGGAGGAACAUGAGGCGUGCCUGCUGCGCGUCUGCGAUAUUCUGACCUUCGGAGCGCUGAAGCCUUGCCCCAAGUGCAGUAGCCAGUACGUGCUUCAAAAGUCGGCCUACAUUUGUGAGGGUGACCUCACCGAGUACAUCAAGUACCGUGGAGGCCAAACCGGUGCGCAUGUCGGCCAUAAUUCCAGACGAGGUCAAGUUGCAGUUUUCCUUUUUGGCCAAGUACAAAUUGGAGGUGAGCGAUCGAGUCAUCAAGUACGUCCCUCCGAUUCUGAGCACCACGAUGAAGAAGGUAAAGAAUGAGGAAGUGCUGGCUGAUCCAAAGAUCAAGCGCGAGAACCCCCCACUCUGCAGUUCGUCUUUCUUGGCAAGAAGGAAACCCCUAAAGAUCAACUACGGGUCAAGAUCCUCAAGCCGAACGGCAAAGUGGCCCUCAAAAUCACCAACACGAUCGCGGCCAUCGACCGGCAGGAGACCAAAGAUAUGUAGAUCCAGGUCGUGCCGGAAGAUUAUAUCGAGGAUGCCAAGGCCGGUGGCGUGAUUUCAAGCAUCACGAGCAAGUCCAUCUGCAAUUGGGGCUCUGAUCUGCAUAGCCGAAUCCCGCAGGACGAAGUUAAAUCCAAAUCGAAAAAAAAACAUCUACACCAAAUCCGUCUCGUCGAAGGUGAAGCUAGCGCUGAAGGGCGGUCUCGUGGUCGAUCCCGACUCCGGGCUUUGAUUUCAAGCUAUUAAGUGCUGUCUCGAUUCGCCCCAAUUGACGGCUUUUCCUACCUAUUCCUCAUUUCAAACAAGUCGACAAGCGACAGAAGUUGUACUCUCAGUGCAGUCAACAUUAAAUCAAUUUAUAUACAUUGCUGUAAUAAAAAAAUCCUCAUUUAUUGUUUUCAA